Messenger RNA from Ylistrum balloti, 1509 nucleotides. RefSeq lists its product as uncharacterized. Gene Ontology annotation, molecular function: zinc ion binding. The record is from RefSeq and is a predicted model, not a curated record. The coding region runs from base 1 to 1509 and encodes 502 amino acids. NCBI's taxonomy places the organism in Eukaryota, Metazoa, Mollusca, Bivalvia, Pectinida, Pectinidae. The transcript has a single exon.
AUGGCUGCCCUGGCCCAGGCUCCAGUACCUGGUUGUCCCCGUCAUCAGGGGAAAGGAUUUGUAUACGUCUGUAAAUCGUGUAACGACCAGUUGAUUUGUAUGGAGUGUGUUACAGGCAGUCACAACGGUCACACAUUGGGAAAACUUACUGAAUACGUGGAGAGCCAGAAACGGGAAAUACAACAGUAUGUUGACAAACUCUCCAAGGUCGACAUUCCGAAAGUUGAGGAAGAUAUUCGGGAGAAUGAGACAAACGGUGGACAAUAUCAGGCAGCUAUCAGAGACAUUAAACGUCAGGGGGAAAAGAUGAAAGACGAUAUCGACAGAAAUAUCGAUAUGUUAGUGAACAUGUGUACCGAGUUAGAAAAAUUAAAUGCAACUAUUUCUGAGAAAAAUAAAACAGCAUUAAACAAACAUCUGAACAAGGACUUGAAACCAAAACUACACAGAACUCGUGGGGUUCUGGCAUCUGGUACCACCGCUGACGUCACAAUUUUAGCGCGGGAAAUUAGGAAUACAUCCAUUGUACCACCUACUCUCAGAAAGUUGCAGAAAGUGGAAUUCAAAUCCGGGACCAUCUCCAAAGAACUGCUGGAACAUAUGCUCGGUAAGAUACUAGUCGACGGAGAGGAUCAGUCUUGCAAACCGAUAACUGCUCCUGUGAUUCUGAACAAAAUUACACCGUCAUUUGAUUACAAUACGUGUCAGGCACAUCUUACUGGUGACGAGGCGUGGCUAUCGUUCUGGGACAGUGAUAGAGUGUACCGAGUGGAUACAAAAGGCAGAGUGAAGGAGAAGAUACAGUGUAAGGUUAAAGUCGAUUCGAUAUCCAUAUCCCCGACCACGGGCAGGGUGUGGUUCUGUGUGUGUGAUGACAGAAGUAUCCGGGAAAUCACGACAGGUGGUGAUAAUGUUAAACGAUUUAACGUCACCGACACGCCACGUUCUCUUUGUAUGACCAGUGAUGACAUGGUAGUGGUUGGGAUGGAGGGAGGAAUACAGCUGUUCACUACAGACGGACGGGUGGUAUCAUCUAGAGCGGGAGGUCCUUGUAGACAGGUAGCAGUUCUUCCUCAUCAGAUAACGUCAUGUAAACAGACCGGUGACGUAGCUGUUGUUGACAGUGAUGGCGUGUCGUAUGAUAGCUACAUGGCUGGUAAAGGACCAGACAAACAACCGUACGUCAUCGUGAUGGAUAAACACCUCAACCUAAAGUUUCACUGUAAAGACAUCAGUGCGACCAAUCCAAUCCGAAGUUCUACUCAGUCAUCAAAGUUUUAUCCGUACGAUGUUUGUUUUGAUGGAGCCGGUGAUGUCCUUGUAACGGAAUGGAUCACCAAGUCAGUACUACUGAUUGACAGGAACACUGGACACUGUAUGAGGACUGUUUAUACAUCUGACGGAGUAGAACCUUUGUGUAUCAGUCUACAUGAGGACGGUACCUUCUGGGUAGGACACAGGGACAGGAAAAUAAAGAUUUUCCAGUAUAUAAGACAAGUUACCGUCUAA